Molecule: messenger RNA, 989 nt
Organism: Serinus canaria (Common canary)
Lineage: Eukaryota; Metazoa; Chordata; Aves; Passeriformes; Fringillidae
Gene: VTCN1
Product: V-set domain containing T cell activation inhibitor 1
Exons: 5
Coding region: 60-905 (281 amino acids)
Source: RefSeq, a predicted model, not a curated record
GAACAGUGUGGGACCUUCAGGCUCCUGGUGUUUGACUUGUCUCCGUAGAUGCUGUGACCAUGGCAUCCCAAGGCCAGGUCAUUUUCUGGAGCAUGACUACAGUCAUUGUCAUCCUGGCUGCAGUGAUCGCCCUGAUCAUUGGUUUUGGUGUCUCAGGAAAACACUCCAUCAGUGUGACGGCGCUGACAUCUCCAGGGAACAUUGGUCAGCACAGCAUUCUGGGCUGCUCUUUCGAGCCCGACAUCCAGAUGGACAGCAUUGCAAUCCAAUGGGCCAAGGAGGGGGUAGCUGGGCUGGUUCACGAGUUUAAGGGUGGGAAGGACGACCUGCAAGAGCAGGAUCCAUCAUUUCAGGGCCGCACGGCCGUGUUUGCAGACCAGGUGAUCGGCGGGAAUGCUUCCCUGGAGCUGAGGGAUGUGCAGCUCUUCAAUGCUGGCACCUACCAGUGCUCUGUCACCACAGCCAGAGGGAGUGGGACAGCAGUGCUGCGAUACAGGACGGGAGCCUUCAGCAUGCCCGUGGUGCAGGUGGAGCACAGCAGCCAAGGGGCCACGCUGCAGUGCGAAGCCCCGCGCUGGUUCCCUCGCCCUGCCCUGCGCUGGACGGCCUGCGGUGACACUGGGGAGCACCUGCCCCUCGCUGCCACCACCAGCUACGAGCUGAACCCCGAAAACAUCACUGUGAAGCUGGUUUCCCUCCUGCACAACAUCACUGCUAAUGCCACCUACAGCUGCGUGAUUGAAAACAGCAUUGCCAAGGCUGUGGUCAACAUGAGAGUGACAGAUUUCAGCUUUACAAAGGUGAGCAACUUGCAGCUGGUGAACCUGAAUGCAGAGUCAGUGUCAUCCUCCUUUCCAGCCUGUCACUGGCUGCUUCUGCUUCCCUUGUACCUGCUGUCAAUAUAAAGCCUCUGUAAAGCAAUUGGGAACUCUGCUGGACCCGCAGGUAAGCUUGGGAAGAGAAACCCAUAUACAUACAAUACAUGGAGG